Messenger RNA from Pezoporus flaviventris, 920 nucleotides. Its product is annotated as plasma serine protease inhibitor-like. Gene Ontology annotation, biological process: negative regulation of endopeptidase activity. Gene Ontology annotation, molecular function: serine-type endopeptidase inhibitor activity. NCBI's taxonomy places the organism in Eukaryota, Metazoa, Chordata, Aves, Psittaciformes, Psittacidae. The record is from RefSeq and is a predicted model, not a curated record.
GUUUAACAGUGUAAAUUAAGAAGAAGAUGAUGUAGCAGUAUAAGUAACAGUUUGGAGAAGAGCAUGGUCAGCUGAAGGUCAGCAGCAGGGCUUCUGAUUUUCUGACUGGACAAAGUAUUUUGAUCCUUUGCAUACACAUGAGGAUGAUAUUUUUGUGAGCACAAAUGCAUCUCUUAGAGUCAACAUGAUGCAGCUUGACAGUAACUAUGACAGUUACUAUGACAAGAAUCUCUCUUGUAAGGUGGAAGAGCUGCCUUACCAGGGCACUGAACGAGCAUUGUUUAUUCUGCCUGAUGAUGGAAAGACGAAGCAAGUGGAAGAUGCUCUGUCCAAGGAAACUGUUCGCAAAUGGGAUAACAAACUCGUGACCAGGAGAUUAGAUCUGCAGUUACCAAAGAUUUCUGUUAGUGGGUCUUAUGAUCUUAAAAAGCUGUUCAAGGAAAUGGGCAUUACUGAAGUGUUCUCUGGUAAUGCUGAUCUGUCUGGAAUUAGUAGCAGCCAUAAUCUCCAGGUUUCAGAAGCAGUUCACAAGGCCCUGCUGGAAGUUGAUGAGGCUGGAACUGAGGCUGCAGGAGCAACAGCUGUAAUCCUUACCAGAGUUCUCCAUCCUUCUGUUACCAUCAAAUUCAACAGGCCCUUCUUUACCUUGAUUUCUGACAAAGAAACCCAUACCACACUUUUCCUGGGGAAAAUUGUUGAUCUUACUAAGAAGUGAUUGCUGAAUUAUUUGUCAUACUGCAAUGGCUACAGGGUUUGCACAAGCAGGCUAGUUAGUGCUACUAACUACUCUCUGACUAAGGGAUAUUCAGAAGUAAAUGAGGAAUUCCCUUAUCCCUUAUAUUUUCCUUAUAAAUGAAUAAGGAAAAAGAAUGUGACAAAAAAAAACAACUGGCAGUUUUUAAAUGUAACAUUUUCCCUAA